AUGGCGCGCGCGCGCGAGGACGUCGACCUCGCGUGCGUCGUCCUCGACGCCGACGACGACGUGUACUAUCGCUCGCGACGCGCCCCGUGGGCGUUACGACGCGUGCGCGAUGGCGCGACGGUGUGCGAGCGACGCGCGGCGAUCACGUGCGCGCGCGCGACGGCGCCCGGACGCAUCGCCGUGGGUGACGCGGAUGGAUACCUCGCGGUCGUCGUCGUCGGCGACGACGGCGCGACGUCGACGACGGUGGAGACGCGGAUAGAUGUCCAGGCGGUGACAUCGAUCGGGGCUGGGAUGGGGUACGCGUCGACGAAGGAACGGGUGGUGGAGAUGUGGACGUCGAAUGCGGCGGUCGCGCCGCGGCGGCGGUGGACGCUCCCGCGACUCGCGCCGUUAGUCGCGGCGGAGGGACGGGAACGGGAUUCGGAUGGGUCGGUGACCAUCAUCGCCGUCGGUGGUGCCGCGGUAGCGCUGACGAUGGCGGAGCCGAUGGUGAGGGAAUCGGCGAGGUUGGCGUCGACGACGUCUUCCUUCUUCAGGCGCGCGGCGUCCACGGCGCUGAGCGUGGUGAAAUCGGUGGUCGAACCGAACGCCGAGCUCGGUGAGAACGCGGUGGCGUACGAGGGUGAGGAUAUGGAAGCGGUGUCGUCGCUUCCGCGCGAGCGCACGACGUGGAUACACGCGUUCGUGGAUGCGCCGAGACGGUACGGCGCGUUUGAGUUCGCCCGAGCGCUGGACGUCUUCGCCGUCGCCGACGUCGCGAGACAUCGCGUGCUCGUCUUCCGUCUCAUCGGCGCUCGAUCGAUUCGAUUGAUUUCCACCAUAAAAGGAUGCCGUGGCGCCACGUUCGCGUUCGACGUCGAGCGAAGAGCGCUCGUGAUUCACCGGCCGAGCGUUCGCGUCGUGGAGGCGAGGCGGCUCCGAGACCCGCUCGAGGACGUCGUGGAGGUCAUACGAGACGCCGCCGACGUCCUCCGAGUCAUCCCCGCGGACGUCGGGCCCGACCGCGUGCCUCGUGUUUUGAUUUGCGAUGAGAGCGGCGCCGUUCGAGCGCGUCGCGUAGAUUUCUAG
Ostreococcus tauri is the source of this 1071-nucleotide messenger RNA. Its product is annotated as unnamed product. The coding region runs from base 1 to 1071 and encodes 356 amino acids. The record is from RefSeq and is a predicted model, not a curated record. NCBI's taxonomy places the organism in Eukaryota, Viridiplantae, Chlorophyta, Mamiellophyceae, Mamiellales, Bathycoccaceae. The transcript has a single exon.